AUGACUCAAAUAGAAGAAGAACAUAAGAUAAUGCAAUUAUAAAUCAAACAUACUACAGAAAUCCACCCAACAUAUAUAUUGAUCUUAAAGGAAAUGUACUCAAUUUCUAAGAGUCGCUGCAAGAAUUUCACAAGGUUUUGA
Molecule: messenger RNA, 141 nt
Organism: Paramecium octaurelia
Lineage: Eukaryota; Ciliophora; Oligohymenophorea; Peniculida; Parameciidae
Source: the annotation of a GenBank genome assembly